UUUUUCAACAAUUUUUCAGAACACCUCUUUUGUGAGUUAAAUUUUCUAUUUCAAAAGAAUGGAAAAUUCAACAUUUUAAACUUAUUAUUCAAUAGAUAUCUAUUAAAAAGUUGUUGUAUUAAAGAAAAUAAUAAUUUCAUUGUAUAAUUUUUGAUCCAAUCAUAUCUGACUAAUGUUUAUUUUGGUCAUUCAUUAUGCAUAUUUUAAAAAAUGUGUGUAUGAAACACUCAAGACAUUAUUACACACUUUUGAAACUUGAUAGAUUUAGGCAGACAAAUUUCACCUCAAUAUUCAUUCAAAAAAGGUUAAAAAAAGAUGACAGUUUGUCUACUCUAUUUGUUCCUGUGCCAGUCAAACCAAAUCCAGAUGACAUUAAUGUUGGAGCUGAGUUAACUGGCAAAUUAAAUAAAGGCGAUUUAUUAAAAAUACUUAAUCAAUUUUAUCAAAAGACUGAAAUUAAACAACUUGCUAUGGAAAAUGGAUUAGAUAAUUACCUUCAGCAUCAAGCUUAUAUUAGUUUCAGAAGAUUCUGUCUUGAAGCUAAUACUUUACCUGUUGAUCUGCAUGUUGUUAUUAGUGAUAUUUUACAAGGUGCAGGACAUGUUGAUGACAUAUUUCCAUACUUUUUAAGGCAUGCUAAACAAAUGUUUCCACAUCUUGAAUGUAUGGAUGAUUUGAAAAAAAUUAGUGACUUAAGAUCUCCUGCUAACUGGUAUCCAGAAGCAAGAGCAAUUAAUCGUAAAAUUAUAUUUCAUGCUGGCCCAACUAACAGUGGUAAAACAUAUCAUGCAUUAGAAAAGUAUCUUACUUCUAAUUCAGGUGUGUAUUGUGGUCCGCUAAAACUAUUAGCUACUGAAGUUUACCGUAAAUCUAAUGAAAGGGGCACUCCCUGUGAUUUGGUGACAGGGGAAGAAAGAAAAUUUGCCGAUGGAAAAAGUGAAACUUCUCAACAUAUUUCUUGCACUGUUGAAAUGGCAAAUGUAAACGUACCUUAUGAUGUAGCAGUUAUUGAUGAAAUACAGAUGAUGAAAGAUCCAAGUCGUGGAUGGGCAUGGACUAGAGCACUAUUAGGUAUUGUUGCUAAUGAAAUUCAUCUUUGUGGGGAAGAGGGAGCUGUAGAUUUAGUUAAGGGUUUGAUGACGACAACUGGAGAAGAUGUUCAAGUUUACAGGUAUAAACGCCUUACCAAUUUAAAUAUUGAAGAUUCUGCAGUUUGCAGCCUAGAAAAUGUUAUGCCUGGUGAUUGUAUUGUAUGUUUCAGCAAAAAUGAUGUUUACACAGUGAGCCGUGGUAUUGAAUCAAGAGGCAUUGAAGUUGCAGUUAUUUAUGGAGGUUUACCUCCUAACACAAAGUUAGCACAAGCUCAAAAGUUUAAUGAUCCAAAUAAUUCUUGUAAUGUCCUUGUUGCUACUGAUGCUAUUGGAAUGGGAUUAAACCUAAGUAUUAGAAGAGUAGUUUUUUAUUCAUUAAUCAAACCAACAUUGAAUGAUAAAGGAGAAAAAGAAAUGGAUACUAUAUCUGUGUCACAAGCAUUACAAAUUGCUGGACGUGCUGGUCGUUAUGGAACACAAUAUGAAAAUGGUUAUGUAACUACAUAUAGAUCUCAAGAUUUAUCCACUUUAAAGCAUAUACUUUCACAAUCCCCAGAACAAAUUUUGAAAGCAGGACUUCAUCCUACUGCUGAUCAAAUUGAAUUAUAUGCUUACCAUUUACCAAAUUCAACUUUAGCUAACCUCGUUGAUAUAUUUAUAUCAUUAUCAACAGUUGAUGAUUCUUUGUAUUUCAUGUGUAAUAUUGAAGAUUUCAAAUUUCUUGCUGAUAUGAUACAACAUGUCCCUUUACCUUUAAGAGCACGAUAUGUUUUUUGCUGUGCACCUAUAAAUAGAAAGAUGCCUUUUGUUUGCACUAUGUUUCUCAAAUAUGCCAGACAGUAUAGUAGAAAUGAAUCCAUUACUUUUGACUGGUUAUGCAAACAUAUUGGAUGGCCAUUCACAAUUCCCAAGACUAUCAUUGAUCUUGUUCAUUUAGAAGCUGUCUUUGAUGUUUUAGAUUUAUAUUUAUGGUUUAGCUAUAGAUUUACAGAUUUAUUUCCAGAAGCUAAUCUUGUAAGAGAUAUGCAAACAGAAUUAGAUGAUAUUAUUGAACAAGGAGUAGUGCAAAUUACAAGACUGUUAAAGAAUUCUGAGAGUUCUAGCUCCGUAAGUGAUUCAAUAGAAGAAGAUUUCAAUGUAGCCAGACACAAGCAUAAUUUUUUAAGAGAAUCAGCUCAAAGAAAUAUUAAUAAGAAUAUAGUCAGUAAAGGCAGACUUACAGAAAGGCUUCUUGCCCAAGGAUUACUAACUCCUAACAUGUUAAAUGAACUACAAAAAGAAUGGGACAAACGUAAAGAUAAAGAUAUUAAACAGACUAAAAAUGAAAAUGACGAUGGUAGUGAUGAUGAUCCUCCUCCACAAACAAAUCAGUCAACAAAAAGAUCAAGGAGAAGAAAAAAAUAUUAAGUUUCUUUUGUUAUGUUUUUAUAAUAAAUAACUUUUCAAAUUUUAAUUAAAUCUUAUAAAAAUGCAAAA
Daktulosphaira vitifoliae (grape phylloxera) is the source of this 2567-nucleotide messenger RNA. RefSeq names its product ATP-dependent RNA helicase SUV3 homolog, mitochondrial (gene Suv3). NCBI's taxonomy places the organism in Eukaryota, Metazoa, Arthropoda, Insecta, Hemiptera, Phylloxeridae. The transcript is spliced from 15 exons. The record is from RefSeq and is a predicted model, not a curated record. The coding region runs from base 195 to 2498 and encodes 767 amino acids. Gene Ontology annotation, molecular function: hydrolase activity, acting on acid anhydrides; ATP binding; RNA helicase activity. Gene Ontology annotation, biological process: mitochondrial RNA 3'-end processing; RNA catabolic process. Gene Ontology annotation, cellular component: mitochondrial degradosome.